Panicum hallii is the source of this 564-nucleotide messenger RNA. RefSeq lists its product as uncharacterized. NCBI's taxonomy places the organism in Eukaryota, Viridiplantae, Streptophyta, Magnoliopsida, Poales, Poaceae. Bases 92 to 328 code for a protein of 78 amino acids. The record is from RefSeq and is a predicted model, not a curated record. The transcript has a single exon.
AGAGGCAUCGCCCGCAGCAGGGCGGGGCGCGCAGACAGACAGUUGUGGCUGCGCCCCGGUUGUGCUCUCCCCGUGAGCUCCAGGAACCAGUAUGGCUGCGGUGGUGGUCGCCGUCGAGGCCGCGGCGGCGGCGGGAGGCGCCUGCAGGGGCAGGUCGUACCUGGUGCGGAGCCUCUACUGGAGGCGGCGCGCCGGGCUGCGGAGGCUGCACUUGGAGCGGGCGGGCGCGUGGCGCGGGGGCGGCCGGCGGCUCAGCUUCCACUACGACGCCCUCAGCUACGCCCUCAACUUCGACGACGGCCGCGUCUCCGCCGACUUCCUGCGGUGACGGCGACUAGCCUUGCGCGGACGCCGGAGUACUAGCUGCCGGGUUGUACUAGCGCUAGCGGUGUUUGAUUUCUUAGCCAGUUUUUCAGCCAAAAGCCGGCCGAGCAAUGGCGGAGGUGUGUCGCCGUUUCUAGCUGCUUAAUAGGAAGGAAUUUCUUUCGUUCGAGUCGGCGAUGCCAAACGAUGCGUCUGUUCUUGAUCCCUGUAGUUUCUGACCUUGUGUUGCGCCGUGCUGUA